Messenger RNA from Tachysurus fulvidraco (yellow catfish), 1649 nucleotides. RefSeq names its product polymeric immunoglobulin receptor-like. The record is from RefSeq and is a predicted model, not a curated record. NCBI's taxonomy places the organism in Eukaryota, Metazoa, Chordata, Actinopteri, Siluriformes, Bagridae. The coding region runs from base 1 to 1536 and encodes 511 amino acids. The transcript has 15 exons.
AUGUGUCUGCACUGCAAGACAACAGACACUGGAUGGUACUGGUGUGGUGUAGAGAUAGACGGAUCAUUAGAUGCUAAUGAAGCUCUUUACAUCACAGUGAAAUCAGAUCCUGAUCUGUCAGUGAAUGAGAGCAGAGUGAGAGGUGAGGAAGGAGGCAGCGUCACAGUCCAGUGUCUCUACAGUGCUGCGUAUCAGAAUACACAGAAGCAGUGGUGCAGAUUCAAAGAUGAACAAUGCAACACAGUGGGGAUUAAUACAUUCCGCUAUUCAACAGUGUACAUCAGUGAUGAUGGGAGAAGAUCCUUCAGUGUGAGGAUGAGCAGACUGAAGAAGAGUGAUACUGGAUGGUACUGGUGCAGUGCAGGAGAUCUACAGGUUCCUGUUCACAUCAGUGUCAGUGAUCCACCUCCAGAAAUCACACUGAUUAUUUCCUUUGUUUUGACAACAGUCACUACAUCAAAUACUACAAUGGCGACUACAAACACUCACGAAGACAAUACGCACAUAGGGUGUAACAAGGUAGAGAGCAUGAGGACACUGAAAAAUGUAGCUGUAAAAAGAGGAGGAUCUGUCACUAUUCCAUGUCUUUAUGAAGAGAAGUACAAAGCAAACAAAAAAUUCUGGUGCAAAGGGAACUAUUGGUCUACCUGCAGUAUCGUAGCCUAUGCAAACAAAAAAAAAAAAAGUGUAAAUCCAUCAGUCAUUGAUCAUCCAGAGCAGAAUUUGUUCACGGUGGAACUGAACUCUGUCUCUGAGUCUGGAACGGGUUGGUGUGCUGUAGAAAUUGGGGAUAAAUGGCAGCAGGAUGAUCAUGAUCAUUGGUACCUGACGGUUAGUAGAGAUCUGUCAGUGAGGCAGAGCAGAGUGAGAGGUGAGGAAGGAGGCAGCAUCACAGUCCAGUGUCUCUACAGUGCUGCAUAUCAGAAUACACAGAAGCAGUGGUGCAGAUUUAAAGAUGGACAAUGCCAAACAGUGAGGACUGAAACAUCCCAGAAUUCAGCAGUGUACAUCAGUGAUGAUGGGAGAAGAUCCUUCAGUGUGAAGAUGAGCAGACUGAAGAAGAGUGAUGCUGGAUGGUACUGGUGCAGUGCAGGAGAUCUGCAGGUUCCUGUUCACAUCAGUGUCACAACAGCACUGACUAAUACAGUGACUACAACAGUGACUACAACCGCUCAUCAAGACAAUACGUACACAUCUGACUCAAAGCACAUUUCAGUGUUUGUGACAUCAGUUUCCAGCCGUAAUGAAACCACUAGUUUGGUUUGGACCCUGAACCAUUGGUACCUGGUGGCCCUUCUUCUGCCACUGGUGAUACUGGUCAUCAUCAUCUGUAUGCUCAGAAAGAAAUGUGAGUUAGAGAAUCAAACCAGGAUCAGAGAGAGGAGCAAUGACACCACUGUUCCCACAAGUAAAAAACAGGCCACUUUUACAGAUGAAGACUCCAUUAUAUACAGCACUGUGGCUAAAAGCAAGCCAAAGGUUUCUCCAAAUGAUGUCACUAAUGAGACCCUCUACAGCUAUGAGGUUUACCAGUAAGAGAGGAUGACUUACUGUCCACUGGCUGUGGGGCCUCAGGGAUCUCUACUGGGUCGUGUGUCCAUCCUCAACAUCCUUACAGAUAAAAUCCCAGUCAGGACAAGGACAACAUU